Colletotrichum navitas is the source of this 1273-nucleotide messenger RNA. RefSeq lists its product as uncharacterized. The record is from RefSeq and is a predicted model, not a curated record. NCBI's taxonomy places the organism in Eukaryota, Fungi, Ascomycota, Sordariomycetes, Glomerellales, Glomerellaceae. The transcript is spliced from 3 exons. The coding region runs from base 133 to 927 and encodes 264 amino acids.
CCACUUUAAAUGUAAGUCAGGCCAUCCCUCUCUGGCUCACCAUCAUCAAGCCUCAUACUUCAGUUCAUCUCACCCGUACAUCAGUCCACCCAACUUCAGUCAGACAGUGUCACGCACGGCAGAAUAAACAACAUGAACGAGAUGCGUAUCCCGGCGGGCGAGUCUUAUCUCCCAGACGACUUCAAGGAUUGCCUGAAGGACGCGGAAAAGAAAUUCGCCGCUGUGGACGCCUGGAAGCGAGACUCGACCAGGCUCUGUGAGAGGUUGGCCGAAGAAAAGGCGGUCAUCAGAAGCUUGCGCGCCGCGAUCGACGCGGCACACGACCGCUGCUUCGCGGCUCAAAAGGAACACGCCGCACGUUGGAGCAACGCCGAGCUGAAAAGGCUCAAACAAGACAUGAUUGCCUUGACCGGGCCUCUGACCGAGGCGCGUAUAGAGGUCCGGAUGGCCCACCGCAACUGGGCGCGCAUCCGCCCGGCGCCCAAGCCGACCCCGGCACUCCUUGAGUGUCUGAAGGACUUCAUGGAGCCGACCGCUACACCGGAACCCGAGCUGACCGAACGCGGUCACCGCGAGGAGCGCGGGUUCCAGGGCUGGAACGCGGAGACGCCCCGAGACUGCGGCGCUGCCGCGGUCGAGGGCUGGCUUUCCAGCAGCACUGCGCUGACAGAUUCCGUGGAAGACGGUUCGUCGAUCUCGGGCUCCGUGACCGAUGGUACGUCGGUCACAGACGGCAGCGAGGGGCUGUCUGAUGGUUCGCCUUGUCCUCCCCAACGCAGGGGGCGCGCCGGACAGCGGAAGUCGCCGAACAACCAGCGUCGCUGUCUACUUGCUACGGCAGACGCACGCAAGAAGCACGGGGCGCCGACGAAGCGACAACAAAAAUCGCGGGGCCGGGGAUCACGAUACCAGCCUUACCGUCGUUGAGCGGCAUUCGGAACGGACUACGGGUGGUGGCCACCGCAGACGCCUUAUCAAGUCGCUGACACGGCCCUUCCCCCCCCUCUUAUGCUUGUUCUUCAGAUCGGAUCUGUCUAUGGGUGUCGGAUGGGUGAGGCUGAGCCGAUGAAGUCUGUCUAUUUUGUAAAAAUGUAGUAUUCAAGUGGUGAACCGCGGCUGGGAGCGUAGAUGCGUGUAUUGAGAAAGAUCAGGAUGACGCGGACAGAUGGUUGAGGCGCAACCCACAGGGUAAAUUUAUAUAUAGCCAGCUUUUCAUUUUUCAAACCAUACCUUCGAAGCCCUGCAACCUAGCGCUCGUGAGACAUUUCUUUAG